CGUUUAGGUAUUUGGAUGGCUGGGUCUCAGAUUUAUGGAUUAUUUCGCUAGCCGCCGCUGCUGCUGCGGUUUCCUGCUAACUUGGCAUGUAGGUCGGCGGCUGUCUGAUUGAAUACAGCCCGCCGGAGCUUCGACAGUCUGACAGGGUUAAAGAGAAUCGUGCGUAGGGCUUUGUUUGUGCGUCUGAAGGCGUUUCACCCCCAAUGAAUUCUGCAGAUGCCACUGAGAGGCAGAGAAGCACACACCCCAGACAGGCUCAAUGAGUAAUGAACCCUUUUUGGAGCAUGUCUACAAACGCCGGUCGUAAGAGAACUGAUGGUGAGGAGCAAGGUGGUCCAGGUGAGCAGAAAGCCAGCCCGGUACGUCCUUCUUUUGGAAAGAAACAGCUGCCCACGAUCCCUAAGAAUGCCGUUCCCGUCACUAAACCCUCCUCACCAGCUUCUGCAACUCAAGCCACCAACGGCACUCACGCCUCCUAUGGACCCUUCUACCUGGAGUAUUCGCUGCUCGCUGAGUUUACACUGGUGAUCAAGCAGAAACUCCCGGGCAUCUAUGUUCAGCCCUCCUACAGAUCUGCCUUGAUGUGGUUUGGUGUGAUUUUUAUUCGCCACGGCUUGUAUCAGGAUGGCGUUUUUAAGUUCACAGUGUACAUUCCAGAUAACUACCCGGAUGGAGAGUGUCCUAGAGUGGUAUUUGAUAUCCCAGUCUUUCAUCCACUGGUGGAUCCUGUAUCUGGAGAGCUGGAUGUGAGGAGAGCCUUCAACAAGUGGAGACGGAACCAUAACCACAUCUGGCAGGUACUAAUGUACGCACGCACAGUGUUCUACAAGAUCAACACCAUGGAACCACUCAACCCGGAGGCUGCUGUGCUGUAUGACAAGGACGUCCAGCUCUUCAAAAGUAAAGUGGUUGACAGCGUGAAACUAUGCAACAGCCACCUUUUUGACCAACCUAAGAUAGAUGAUCCUUAUGCAAUAAGCUUCUCUCCCUGGAACCCAGCUGUGCACGAAGAGGCGAAGGAGAAGAUGUUCACACACAAAAGACGGCCUGAGGAUCAACCAAAAGGCCUGCAGGUGUCCGGACUGUCUUGGGUGAAACCUGGUUCCACGCAGCCCUUCAGCAAAGAAGAGUACCCUCUGCAGACCUGAGCCUGCUGUACUAGCUGCUGGCCACCACAGGGGUGUGCUGAACUACAUCCAUGCCACUCGCACUUGCAAGGCUUGGCCCUUGCCCUUGUUGAAGACUGUAUACUCGAAGCAAUGUCACAGACUUCUCAUUUGCAAAACUUGCUCACACUCGCUCAGCUUUAAAAAAAAAAAAAAAAAGAUAGAAAAAAAAAGAAUUCUGAUAGACCUCUGCUGAAACCAGCUUUAGAUCUGUUUAAAUCAAGCUUGUGCUCCUCUGGUUUAGACCUGAAUGGAUGUCCUAGUCUCCAUGCCAAGGCAGGAAGCAGGAAUGCAAUCAAAUUGCAUAGAGCUUGAUUACUUUAGACAGCGUCAUGACUUGCACAUGUACAUUUUGGGCUUUUUCUAUAGUUUUAAGGUGCAACAGACCACCUCACAAUAUUGUGGAAGGGUUUUUCUUUUUUUUUCUUUUUUUUUUUCUUUCUUAACUUUGGUUUUAAAUCAUCGGUUCUUUGCAGUAAAUUCAUGAGGAAUGUUCAGGUGGCUGGAAGUAACUAUGGUGGGCAGUUCUGACUGCUAGGUUUUUGGAGAUCCAAGCCUUUUCUUAUACCAGUGAAAUGUAUGUUUUAUUAAUCUCAUCACAAUUUACAGUGACUGUAAUGCUGAAAUCGAUGCUUCUCGCCACUGCACAAGUAGUGCAAUUUAAUCUGAUCAAAAAAAAAAAAAAAAAGAGAUCAGAUCUGAUUUAAUCUAAUCUCAAAACUGUAUUUCCAUCAGGGGCUAGCCACAGUACACAGUAACUGGUAGAACUUUAAGGCUUGGGAUCCAAACUUCUUAAGUUCCCCGAAAUAAUAGUUUAAGGGGUUAAAAAGUGGGCCUUUAUAAAUGUCACUACUUUCUUGGACUGGUAAACUGUUUGACACUACACCUUUUUAUUUUUACCUUUGUGUGUGCGCUUUGGGGAUUAUUUUUGAUUUAACUUUGUUUUUAUUAUUAUUUUUUGUGGAUUCUUUGUUUCUCCUACGUCGUAAUAAAGUAUACUGUGUAUUUAAUAGUUUUAAUAUAUAUUGCAGAUUAAGGGGAAUACCAUUUUAAGCAAGACAAUAAGUUGUACAUCAUUUGUCUUUCCAUUAUGUUUUGAAUGUCUUAAUAAAUGGACAGAGGCGUUUGAUUUGUAAAUAGUGAAGCUUUGCGUGGAAAUGGGAGGCCUCUCCUGAGGUUUCUAAAAACCACUGGUUUAUUUAUAUACAAAUAUUAAAAAUGGUAAAAGCUUCAGUUUUUUUUCCUUCCAUUUGUCCAACUUUAGAUGGUUUGUGAUGCAUUUUAAUCACUUGCUGUUUAUUUUUGUUUUUUUUUUUUGUCCACUUUCUCACUGACAUGAAGGUUGAACUGUGUGAACAGUGAAACAAUGAGGUUUUAAAAUGCUGUUAUUUUAAUGGAAAUAAAAAAAAUAUAAAUGA
This is a messenger RNA of Astyanax mexicanus (Mexican tetra), 2584 nucleotides long. It is a transcript of the gene aktip, whose product is annotated as akt interacting protein. The record is from RefSeq and is a predicted model, not a curated record. The transcript is spliced from 10 exons. NCBI's taxonomy places the organism in Eukaryota, Metazoa, Chordata, Actinopteri, Characiformes, Acestrorhamphidae. Bases 267 to 1148 code for a protein of 293 amino acids.